This is a messenger RNA of Ramularia collo-cygni, 2619 nucleotides long. Its product is annotated as related to CDC45 (cell division cycle 45)-like protein. Gene Ontology annotation, molecular function: DNA replication origin binding; single-stranded DNA binding; chromatin binding. Gene Ontology annotation, cellular component: DNA replication preinitiation complex. NCBI's taxonomy places the organism in Eukaryota, Fungi, Ascomycota, Dothideomycetes, Mycosphaerellales, Mycosphaerellaceae. Gene Ontology annotation, biological process: DNA replication initiation; double-strand break repair via break-induced replication; mitotic DNA replication preinitiation complex assembly. Bases 1 to 2619 code for a protein of 872 amino acids. The record is from RefSeq and is a predicted model, not a curated record. The transcript has a single exon.
AUGUAUCUCCCACGACAACAGAUCGCGCAACUGUACACGGACCUAAUACGAACCAACCACCAUGGAUCUGCCCCGAUUGUCAUCCUCACCGCCCUCACGGUUGACAGCUUGUGUGCCGCGCACAUCCUCGAUCUCCUCCUAAAGCGUGACUUUGUUCGACAUCAGCUUGUCCCCAUUGCCGGCUACUCSGACCUGCAGAAAGCGGGAAUUCAGCAAGUACAGACACUAUCCCUGGCGAGGGGGGGAACGGGCGGGACAGUCGUGUGUUUGGGUCUGGGAGGGGCUGUUGCUUUGGAGGAGGUGCUGGGAUUGGACGGCGCGGAAGAGGAUGGCGCUGCAGAAGAUCAUGGCGUCGAAGUCUGGGUUCUGGAUUCACACAGACCUUUGAAUUUGGAGAACGUCUUUGGCACGUCGGCUGCUUCACAAGCAGGGGAUCUAGCAAGAAGAUCCGGUGUCAAGGAAGGCCGCGUACUCCCCGGCUACAAGUCUGGCCGAGGCGGGGUCAUUGUGUUUGAUGAUGAUGAUCUGGAAGAGGAGCUAAGGGCGGAAAAGGAAGCGUUCUUUGCGCUGCAGGACAUGCCAGAAAUCACAGAGGAUGACCUUGCACUCAAUGACGAAGAUGGAGGGGACGAAGGCGACGAGGAUGCAGCAAAUCAUUCCGAUGACGAUGGCAGAGACGAAGACACAUCCAGCAGCGGCCAGAAGCGAAAGCGAGCGACAUCUUCGGACGGAUCAGAAGACGAGGACGACUCUGAAGGAGAAUUGGGCCGAGCGCGGCGACGGCGACGCAGCAAUACCAGUUCAUCCAUUCCGAUUCCAUCAUCCCCUGGCGGAAACCCUUUCUCAGCACAAUUGGAUGGCUCUACUCCUCCUCCAUUGGCCUCUUCACCUCCCAGAAGAAAGGAGAAGUCGGCCAAGCAGCUUCGUAGAGAGCUCUUGAAAUUACGACGAAAGCAUGAAGCAACGCUCGACCGCUAUUACGAUCUCGGUACGAAAGCAGCAGAGUGCGUCAGCAGUAUGCUCUACUCGCUCGCCUCUGAUCUUGGACGCGAAGACAAUGAACUCCUAUGGCUGGCAAUCGUCGGCAUCAACUCCACAUUCACUUCAGCUUCCGGUCCAGGAGCUCGAGCCAGCCAGAUCAAAGCUGUGCUACAAGACGAAGUUCGCCGUUUGAAUCCCAUCCCAGAAGGAGAGUUGCAAAGAACUCAAAGCGUGGAAGCAAUCAUCCCCACCACUGCGAGAAGUCCAACCGAUACUGGUAUUCGACUGAGUCCCGAGCCAAGAUUCCUCAUGAUUCGUCAUUGGUCGCUCUACGAUUCCAUGCUGCACUCACCAUACCUCGCAACUCGAUUGCAUGUCUGGUCAGAGCCUGGCAAGAAGCGUCUUCACAAACUCCUCGCGAAGAUGGGCAUCAGUCUGCAAGAAGCUGGAAAGGGCUAUCUCCACAUGGAUUCCGAACUGAAGCGUACGUUGAGGAAGAGGAUUCUCAAGUUCGCCGAGCAAUACAAUCUCGACGGCCUCGUUCCCACAGACAAAGGACGUGGGGACAUGGAUGGCUGGGGUUUCGUACGAUCUUGGGGAUGGAGAGGGACAUUGAGUGCAGAAGAUGUUGCAAUUGUCAUCGGAGCCAUACUUGAAGUCGGCGGCGAACACGACCUUCUCCCAAGCUUGACACUCGGGGCCUCACGUCCUGGCCAUUCCGAUGCCAACUACAACGAGCGGGUGCAGAAUCUCCCAACCCCACCGCAUUCCUCAGAUGACGGACACGGCGAAAUCGAGAAUUCUGGAGCAAGCGACAUUCCCGAUUACGUGGAGAUGCGCUUCGCUCGCGCCAUGGCUGCUCUCCGACCUGGCGGAAAAGGCCUCUCCAUUGUAAUGGCCAACAUCCCAGCAGCGCAGAAUCUCUACAAAGCUAUUCUACGCGUUGGCUCGGCUUUGGUCAACAAAGCGCAGAUUAGGCAUCUGCGGGCUUACCGCAUGGCAGUCGUGAGAGAAGGUCCUGAUACUCCGUUAUUCACGCAUCCUGGAGCGCUGGUGCGACUAGCAGGAUGGGUCGGCGAGGCCAUUGCUGUUCUUGAAGGAGAAAGUGGGAAGCGGAGUGGUAAGGAUGAAGCUCUUGUGCUUGCUGCGCUGGAUGAGGGCAGAGGUGUCUACGUUGUUGUUGGGUUGGGUGGCGGGACGGGAUGGAAUAGCAGUGGGAAGAAGAUUCGAUCUAAAGCUGAGAUUAAAGAGAGGGAAGAUGCCAAGAAGAGGAGGAGUGCGGAACGUGCUGCGAGGAAAGCGGCCGAGAAGAGGAAGAGGGAGGAACAGAGGCGCUUGAGGGCUGAGAGGAAUGCUGCUAAUGGGAUGUUGGAUGAUGAGGAGGAGGAGGAAUCGGAACCUGAGACCGAAGAAGACGAGGAUGAGGACGAGAACGACUCUGACGAUGAAGUGGAGACAGGAGGCAAGGUGAAGAAAAUCCGAGGACUCAAUCGUUUUGGACAGGCCUUUCAGGAGGUCGUGGAGGAGACUGGGUCAAGAGUUCGGAWUGAUUCUUUCGAGCAUAGUGUCGUKGAGGUGAAGAAGGACGAUCUCGCAGGGUUUUUGGAGGUGUUGUCAAGCAAGGUCGUAGUCGCUUGA